AUGCAUUUCAACAACGUUGGACUCCUGGCCACGGCCUUCCUGGCCUCCACAGCUACAGCGCUCCCCCGCAUUCCGCACCAUGGCGCGGUAGCCGCUGCCGGUGGGACCUCGGGUCCAUCCCAAGAGGGCGGAAACCUUAUGCAGAGAUCCGAGGAGAAGACUGCGAGUCAAGACAACGCUGAUUUUUUGCUUGACACUGUGGGCGGACAACUUGGGCGGAGAGCGGAGCAGAAGACGGCUAGUAAAGACAACGCUGAUUUUUUGCUCAAUCUUGGGGACGAGACGGAUAGUGAUUAUGAGAGCGAUUACGGUUACACUGGUCGUCGUCGUCGUCGUCGUCAUCACGUCGUGUCUACUCGUGAAACUGGUAACAGUCUGAUGCAAAGAUCGGAGCAGAAGACGGCUAGUAAAGACAACGCCGAUUUUUUGGUCAAUCUUGGGGACGAGACGGAUAGUGAUGAUGAGGGCGAUGACGGUUCCACUGGUCGUCGUCAUCACGUCGUGUCUACUCGUGACACUGGUAACAGUCUGAUGCAAAGAUCGGAGCAGAAGACGGCUAGUCAAGACAACGCCGAUUUUUUGGUCAAUUUUGGGGGCGAGACAGACAGUGAGGAUGAGGGCGAUGACGGUUUCAUCCUUCAUCGUUCUCGGGUGUCUAAUCGUGACAAUGGUGACGGUCUGAUACAGAGAUCGGAGCAGAAGACGGCGAGCAAAGACAACGCCGAUUUUCUUCUCAGUUCGGGGGGUGUACUGUGAUGAUAGCGGUGAUGAUAGCGAUGAUGAGGGCGAUGACGGUUUCAACUAUCGUCGUUCUCAGGUGUCUAAUCGUGGCAAUGGUGACGGUCUGAUACAGAGAUCGGAGCAGAAGACGGUGAGCAAAGACAACGCUGAUUCUUGGGGGCCCGGAUGGGGAUCUGGAUAUGGUGGAUAUGGU
Aspergillus vadensis CBS 113365 is the source of this 934-nucleotide messenger RNA. RefSeq lists its product as uncharacterized. The coding region runs from base 1 to 756 and encodes 251 amino acids. The record is from RefSeq and is a predicted model, not a curated record. The transcript has 2 exons. Lineage: Eukaryota; Fungi; Ascomycota; Eurotiomycetes; Eurotiales; Aspergillaceae.